Molecule: messenger RNA, 1317 nt
Organism: Apis cerana (Asiatic honeybee)
Lineage: Eukaryota; Metazoa; Arthropoda; Insecta; Hymenoptera; Apidae
Product: U-scoloptoxin(01)-Er1a
Cellular component (GO): extracellular region
Molecular function (GO): chitin binding
Source: RefSeq, a predicted model, not a curated record
UCGUCUCGUCUCCACGGGGGAACGAAAUUCUUCUCGAGAGGAAGAGGAAGGAGUAUUUAACGAGGGAGAGAGAGGGAGAGGAAAAAUUCGAUGGAUCGGACAAUCAUCAAUAAUCACGAAGCGGACGUGACGAUUCGGAUUUUCGACGAAAUAUUACGCGAUGCCGGUCGAAGGAAUUCGAUUGCACGCGGGGGAGCGUAUCGGUCGGCACAUCAACGGGGGAAAAAAAUUUGCAUCGGGCCUUCGAGGAUGAUGUGGACGUCUGGAUGGUCAUUGGCAGACCAAACGUGAUGAAAUUACUAAUUCCACGUCUACCGAGAAUUGGCCAUUCAUACAAUAUUCAAGAUCCUCUCCGCGCGGCUUCCCUAUAUAACACCCUUCUACGGGACGGAUCACCAGUCUUCGUUCAGGAUCUUCGUUUACACGCAACGAAAAAACACUUCGUCUAAUUCGAUACACAAUCCUCCGAGACGAAAUCAUGAUCCGGCAAACUUGUCUAAUCCUGCCCCUCGCCCUCCUCCUCUCCAUCGUUUGGACUUUUCCUCAACAGCCCAAGUCGAGGAGGCCGAUCCCCCAGUUCAAGAACAAGACCGGGGGCUUGGAACUUCCCGACAACGCCACGUUGAUCCGGGAGAAUAUCGUUGACAAUUUCUCCUGUCAGGACAGAAUUUACGGAUACUACGCCGACAUGGAGAACGAUUGUCAAAUUUUCCACGUUUGCAUGCCGCAGAUCAGGGGCUCGACCAGAUGGAGCUUCAUCUGCCCCGCGGAGACGGUAUUCAAUCAAGCGACGUUCGUUUGCACGAAAACGGAAAACUCCAUACCGUGCGAGGAAUCUGAGAAAUUCUACAACUUGAACGAGGCGAUCGGCAAGGAGGUAGAGGAAGAGGAAAACGACACGGAGGAUCGGAAAGAAUCGGACGCGGAACCGAUUUCGAGCAGACCUCCAGCCUCCAGGACAUCGAGGAUCUCGAAUCCGAAGAAAAUAUCACGGGAUCAGUGAUCUCUUGCGAUCGCUAAGAAAUGCGGCUGUGUGUAUGCGUGUGCGUGUGUGUUUGUGGAAGAGAAACUUGUGAAGAACUUUUGAAAGAAAAAGAAAAAAAAAAAACAAGAUUGAUUACGCUUGCUCGACGAAAAGCAAAGAAUAAGUUUGCUUAGUAUUUAAAUAUUGAUAUUUAAAUAUAGAAUAAAAGUUGUAUCGAGAUGUACAUUUGAAAGUGUUAAAAAUAUAUAUAUUUGUAGAUUGGCGAAAGCGCACAGUUGGAGAGAAUAAAGGGAUUGUUGUAGUCUCUGCAACAAAUUUUAUUGCAUAUACAA